UGGGACGAUGCGCGAACUAACAGGAUCUACUAGCUUCAGUAAACCAGUGAUCAGAACUAUGGGAGAUCUAGUCUAGCACCUUACGUCAUAAGUUGCUGUCAGGGCGUGUUCCUACGUGACACAAUGUCAGGCACUUCGGGUCAUUCGGGAUUUUGCCCGUCAAAUUUGCCCCGUCAAUACAAUUCUGACACGAAGUAGCGUGACAUUGUGUCGCGUAGGGACACGCCCUCAGUCAGGGCCCCCCUCACCCGCGUCUGUCACUUCGUAGCCGAUCCCAUCCCAUCAUCAACUUCCCCCUGCCACUUCUGCUCCCCCCGUUUCACUCCCGCUGCAUAUAGUCCCUCAUCUCUCUCUACUGUAGCAGGCCAUCAUGGCGGCAAAACCGGCGUCUGACGCACCGCCUGUCCCGCGCACGUUACUUCCACGCAUCCACUCAGAUUCCGUGCUGUGCUGCCACGUGGACGCUUCGGAUUGCCUCCUUGCGACCGGCAGCGAGGAUGGCAGCAUGGCGUUGUGUGACAUACGAGCCCCAGCACCAUCCCCACCCCUCCACCUCACCUGCUUCGGUGGAGCCUCGGUACCGAGCCUGCUCUUCCUCCCAGCCCAGGAGCAUGUGCUGGCAGCUGCAGCAGGCUCGUCCGUCUUCCUUGUUGACAGGCGAAAGGCGGCAGGGGGAUCGUCAGAUGGAUCAGAGGCCAUAAUCCGACGGCUGUCGUUUAAUGCUGAUGAGAUCAACGCUCUGGCAGUGGAUCGUAAGGGUGAUUUCCUGGCAGCAGCUGACGAUUCAGGGCAAGUCAAGGUCGUCAGCCUGGUCAACCACUCGCUGCACCGAACUCUCAGGGGCGUGCAUAGCUCGAUAUGCAGCUCCGUUCUGUUCCACCCCAAGCAGCCAUGGCAAUUGUUCUCUGCUGGUCUUGACUGUUGCUGGGCUCAAUGGGACUUUGCCUCUGGCCGCCCCCUUCGCUCAUUCAACCUGUCAGCAGAUACCACCUCCCCCAGUGCACCCUCCGCUGGCGCACCCUCCUCGUCCUCCUCUUCCUCUCUCGCCUCCUCUUCUCGUAUGUGCAACCCUCCUUUCAUCCACUCACUAUCUGUCCACCACAUGCCUCCUGUGAAGGCUUCUUGUGUUGCUGAAAAUAGCACCACCACCACCACCACCACCACCACCAUUCCCUCCACUGCCGCCAGCACCGCCCCUGCUGCUGCCGCCGCCGCCACUGCUGCUGGUGAUUCUUGGAGGACACGUGGCAUGACGCUAUUGGCUGUGGCGCAGGGCGAUGGCACUGUAGCAGUGUGGGAUGCUGAUGCUGACUUGGAAGGGGAAGGGGGGAGGAGGGGAGGAGGUGGGCAAGAGGAGAGGAGGAGGAGUGGGGGGAGGGGGAGGGGAAGGGGAAGAGAGAGGAGAGGGGGGAGAGGGGGACAAGGAGGGGGAAGGCAGGGGAGGGGGCAGGUGCCUAGUGCAACAGUUAGGGGAGCAAGUAUCAGCACUUCUGUUCCUGCGACCAUUGCAGAAGAUUCUGAAUUGAGUAGCGAGGAUGCUUGUAAUGGGGAUGCAGGUGGGGCAGAGGGGAGUCAAGAGGAGAGGGGGGGAAGGGAGGAGGAGAGGGAGAAGCGGAGCGGGCCACAGCUCCUGGUGUUUGGUGGGCGCAUGGCAGCAAGAGAGGGAGGGAUGAGAGGCCAUUGCGCGUCAGUGUCUGCUGUCACAUUCUGCCGCUUUGCCCCUCCCAUCUCACCGCUCCUCGCCUCUGGUGGCAACGACCGGCUCGUCCUACUCUGGGAUGUCACUCAGGCCCUCUCCACUUCCUCCUCCUCCUCCUCUUCCUCGUCGUUUUCCCUUUCGUCUGAAGCAAGAGAGGGGGGUGGUGCGGAAGCGGGUGAUAGUGAAUCCAGCAGCAGCCAUCUCGGCGGUGAAGCGCAGAAAGUGGCAGGUGCGGGAGCCUUCGGUCCAAUCCUGCGGAUACAGCACGGGCGGAAGGUGAAUUUCCUUACCACUUCGUCUGGCGUGCGCGGUCGAAAGCUCUUUGUUGCAGACACCUCCAAGAGGGUCUCUGUUUACGACAUCCCGUCAUGAGGUGCAUUGCAUCGGUUUGGUUCCUUCUUUUGGUGAAGCCAUCUUAGCACUUAACUCUAUGGAGGGCUUAUGAUUGGUUCUUAUCCAUGGUAGUACUGUAAGCAAUUUGGACAAAUCUGUGUUGAUUCAGACACCUUCAUUUAUUACCGUCGCGCAUUUAAUAACAUGGAUACUAUUUC
Closterium sp. NIES-67 is the source of this 2250-nucleotide messenger RNA. The record is from the annotation of a GenBank genome assembly. Lineage: Eukaryota; Viridiplantae; Streptophyta; Zygnematophyceae; Desmidiales; Closteriaceae.